Messenger RNA from Erpetoichthys calabaricus (reedfish), 1233 nucleotides. It is a transcript of the gene rmdn1, whose product is annotated as regulator of microtubule dynamics 1. Gene Ontology annotation, molecular function: microtubule binding. NCBI's taxonomy places the organism in Eukaryota, Metazoa, Chordata, Cladistia, Polypteriformes, Polypteridae. The transcript is spliced from 10 exons. The record is from RefSeq and is a predicted model, not a curated record. Gene Ontology annotation, cellular component: spindle microtubule; mitotic spindle pole; cytoplasm. The coding region runs from base 88 to 1002 and encodes 304 amino acids.
CUCACUGUUUAUAAGCCUCAGUUAGAGUCGCGUAGUGCACUGCCGGUCAGUGAAGUGGUGUCUUUUCUGUGAGCGGUUUGGGACGCGAUGGAGGGAAUGACAGUCAUGUUUAGGAUGGCACUGUCCUCCAGCAAGCGAGCUAUGCUCAGGGGGUGGAAUCGACUGUCGCGGAAGACUUACAGCAAGGAAAGCCUGCCAAAAGCAUAUGGACAUUUUGUAUUUUUGUUACCAGUGGCACCCUUGCCCUGUCUGUUUUAUGAAGCAUAUGGGAAGAACCUCCUAUUCAGAGUGGUCCAUGCGAAAGAAAAAGAUGAGGAUAUCCUCGAACAAGCUGAUUACCUCUAUGGCACUGGAGAAACUGACAAACUUUAUAAAUUGCUAAUCCAGUACAAAGACAGUGAUAAUGCUGAAUUUCUAUGGCGUCUGGCACGCACCACAAGGGACUUGAGCCAGAUGAGUAAAACAGUUGCAGAAGACAAGAAGAAACUAACAUAUGAGGCAUUUGAAUAUACAAAAAAGGCACUGGAAGCCAAUGAAGCCUGUUUUGCAGCACAUAAGUGGUAUGCAAUUUGUAUUAGUGAUGUUGGUGACUAUGAAGGAGUCCGGAAAAAGAUUGGGAAUGCUUUUAUCGUGAAAGAUCAUUUGCUGAGAGCUAUUGAAUUGAAUCCAAAAGACGCUACAUCAAUCCACAUCCUUGGACUGUGGUGCUUUGCAUUUGCAGAACUGCCCUGGUAUCAACGUAAAAUUGCUGCUGUGCUUUUUGCAGCUCCUCCAACAUCUACAUUUGAAGAGGCCUUAGCCUAUUUCCUGAAAGCAGAGGAAGUUGACUCUAACUUUUACAGUAAAAACUUACUGAUGCUUGGGAAGUCCUAUAUGAUGCUGAAUAACAAAAAUGAAGCUCUGUUUUGGAUUAGUAAAGCAAAAGAUUAUCCAGCACACACUGAAGAGGAUAAGCAGGUUCAAACGGAAGCAGCUGAACUUCUGAAGAAACUCGGUGGUUAAAAGUGCUGAGCUGGCAAAGGCCCGCUGUGAACCCUGAAAGGUUCGGGUCGCGUGCCGCCCAUUUUACAAACCCAAGGCGUCCGCUCUCUGCUGUACUGCAGGGGUCCACGGGGGGCCCAGCUGACCGCCGCCCCGGUCCCGUAUAAACACUGCGUACUUCUACCCUUCUCUGACAUGACUGCGACUCUGUAAAGGAAAAAUACGAAAAUUAAACGUUCAGUCGUCACCUGA